This is a messenger RNA of Scheffersomyces stipitis CBS 6054, 2511 nucleotides long. It is a transcript of the gene MAK5, whose product is annotated as putative ATP-dependent RNA helicase. Gene Ontology annotation, molecular function: nucleic acid binding; RNA helicase activity; ATP binding. The transcript has a single exon. Gene Ontology annotation, cellular component: nucleolus. NCBI's taxonomy places the organism in Eukaryota, Fungi, Ascomycota, Pichiomycetes, Serinales, Debaryomycetaceae. The record is from RefSeq and is a predicted model, not a curated record. Bases 1 to 2511 code for a protein of 836 amino acids.
AUGGCUCCUAAUAAUAAGAAAAUCAAAGGCAAGAGCAAUGUGGGUAAAGGCUCAAAGAGUAAAAAAGGCCAACAGACCAGAAAGACCCCAACUUUGAAGCAGAAAUUGCACCGCGAAUCAAAAGUAGUGAAGGCAGAAAGUUUGAAUUGGAAGACUGUAGAGGUUCCCGACAAUUUGGAUGACUGGGAAGGCUUUUACGGUUUGGAAGAAAUUGAUGGUGUAGAUGUGAAGAUUGUUAAUGGAAAAGCUGAAUUUAUUGUGAAGGACAAUAAGAAAGUAAAAAAGGGUAAGACAGAAGAACAAGAAGAAUUGGAGGACGAUGAAGAACAAGACGAAGACGAAGAACUGGAGGCAGAUGAAGAGCAAGGAGAAGAUGAAGAUGAAGACGAAGAACAUGAAGAAGAUAAAAUAAACGAAGAGAAUGAAGAUGAAUUUGAAGAAGAAGAAUUCACUGGUUUUGAUGAUGACAGUGAAAUUCAAGAUGGCAUGGAAGUGGAAGAUAUUUUGGAUGAAGAUAUCAACGAAAUCGGAGAAGUCGACGAAAGUGUUGAACCAGUUCAAGAAAGCAAACCUGAACAUGACGAAGAAUUGUCGGAGAAUGUUUUCCAACAUUCUCAGUUUGUCUUACCAGACGACGAAGACAUUAACCUUCCACACUGGCAAAAUGAGGAUUCCAACUUCUCGUUAUCUCCUUACACUUUGCAUGGUUUGUCAGUUCUUGGAUUCGAUAAACCCACUCCAAUUCAAAAGAAAACCAUUCCUUUGGCAGCAGAAGGAAAAGAUGUAGUAGGAAAGGCUAUCACUGGUUCCGGUAAGACUUUAGCCUACGGUAUUCCGAUCUUGGAAAAGUACUUGUCCAACCUCUCUAUCAUUAACCAGAAUAGACAGAAGAAGAUUAUCAACCAUCCCACUGGUAUAAUCUUCGCUCCCACCAGAGAAUUAGCCCAUCAGGUUGUUAGUCAUCUUAAUUCUCUUGCCAAAUACUCUCCUCUAUCUACUAAUGGUAUUGUAAGUAUCACUGGUGGUUUGUCCAUUCAGAAGCAAGAAAGAUUAUUAUCCCAUGGACCUGGUAUUAUAGUAGCCACUCCUGGUCGUAUCUUAGAAUUGCUCCAGAAAGAUGAAGAUCUCACAAAAAGAUUGGCUUCUACUGAUAUCAUCGUAUUGGACGAGGCUGACAGAUUAUUACAGGAUGGACAUUUUGAGGAAUUUGAGACUAUCUUAGAUUUGUUCCGUAAGAAUAGACCCAAGAAUAAGACUUUUCCAUGGAAAUGGCAGACGUUGGUUUUCAGUGCUACCUUCUCCAGAGACCUUUUCGGCAAGCUCGACAAGAACCAGAAAUCGCACAAGAGGAAUUCUGAAGGAAGUUCGUUAAUCGGUAACGACGAAAUCUUGAAUUUGCUUAACGAUAAAUUAAAAUUCAAAGAUACCAGACCGGCUCUUGUAGAUGCUAACCCUAAGGAAAUCGUGUCAGGUAAUAUCACAGAAGCUUUAGUUGAAUGUGGACCAACUGAAAGAGAUCUUUACUUAUACUACUUCUUGCUCAUGUAUAAGGGAUCCACAUUAGUAUUUGCCAACUCUAUUGACUCUGUGAAGCGUUUGGUACCUUUCCUCAACAACUUGAAUAUCCCGGCAUUCGCCAUUCACUCAUCUAUGAUCCAAAAACAGAGAUUGAGAGCUUUGGAAAGAUUCCAGAAGGCCAGCGAAAAGAACGACACUGCCGUACUUAUUGCUUCUGAUGUUGCUGCUAGAGGUUUGGAUAUUCCAAACAUUGACCAUGUAGCUCAUUACCAUUUACCUCGCUCUGCUGAUGUCUACAUUCACAGAUCUGGUAGAACUGCCAGAGCUGGCAAGGAGGGUGUUUCUGUGAUGUUCUGUUCUCCACAAGAAGCUUCAGGACCUCUUAGAAAGUUAAGAAGAUUGGUGGCUAACAACUCUACCAAAGGAGGUAGAUUAAACAUGCACAACGAUGUUAAGUUGUUACCUAUCGAAAUGGAUCUUGUUUCUCAAUUAAAACCAAGAGUUAUCAUAGCUUCCAAAUUAGCUGAUGCUGACAUUUCCAACACUUCCACCAGAAAGGAAGAUUCGUGGGUUAAACAAGCUGCUGAAGAACUUGGAGUGGAUGACUUGUCAGAUCUUGACGACUUUGAAGAUGAUAUUAUAAAGAAGCAGAGAAAGAGAAAAGAAGGAAAAAUGAUCACUAAGGAUGAGAAGAAGGGAUUGAGAUACGAGUUGAAAGAAUUACUCAGCAAAAGUAUUAGAAAGGAAACUAGAAGAUCUUAUUUGACCAGUGGAUUACAAAACAUUGCCCAUCAGAUGGUUACUGGAGUUGGCCAUGAGGAUGUUGUCGGCCAUUCAAAGGUCAAUGCUUUAGAUGACUUGAAGGGUAAGAAAGUUGCCAGGUCCAAAGCUGGUAAAGUCACCAAGCCAAGCCAGAAGAAGCAAGAAAAAAAGCAGAAAAAGCAAGAGAGAAAGGAUACGAUGAGAAAACAGAAAGAAGGAAAUAGAAAAUAG